Cyphomyrmex costatus is the source of this 1722-nucleotide messenger RNA. RefSeq lists its product as uncharacterized. NCBI's taxonomy places the organism in Eukaryota, Metazoa, Arthropoda, Insecta, Hymenoptera, Formicidae. The record is from RefSeq and is a predicted model, not a curated record. The transcript is spliced from 7 exons. Bases 1 to 1638 code for a protein of 545 amino acids.
AUGACGCCGAUCCUGUUUGCGUGCGCUAUUCUCGCUGCGCUCUCACACGAGACGCAGGCGAUCUCGUCGUCCUGGCGACCGAUCGUGCCGGGUCUUCCCGACGGCGCAGGUAUACUGCAUCAGGAAGCAUCGAUUUUCGGAAACGCGCCUACGCAGACGCUCUACGAGGACAGUCCUCAUCAUCUGCUGCUGCCACACGACCAAGAUACAUGUUCCCUCUAUAAAGUCAGCAUGAACCAGCAGCUAUAUUUCGAGUAUAUCCACUAUAAGGUGGACCUGCCAGAUAUGAAGGAGUUCACCCUCUGCAUGUGGACGAAAUUCCAUAAUCACUCCAACGACCAUCCCUUGUUCUCUUACGCAGUUGGCGACCAACCACGGGGGAUACUGUCGUGGGUCGCAAACACACCAAGGAGUUCAUACUACAUGCUCAACGUCAACGGUCAUAAUUUAUACAGAUUGAAUUAUCCGCUGAGACUUAAUAAGUGGUACCACUCUUGCACAAGCUGGAACGGUCGCACCGGGGAAUGGCAGAUCUGGGUCAACGACGAACGCGUAGGUCGCGGGUUCAACAACAGGCUAGUCGGGCAUGUUAUCAAAGGCGGUGGAAUCGCCAUUUCGGGACAGGAACAACGACAGUUGGGUGGCGGUUUCUUGGAAGGCGAAGGCGCGCCACCAGGUUCCGGUGGCUAUUUAGGAGAACUGACGAUGGUACAGCUCUAUAACGUUGCCCUGACCGCGGGCAAGGCGCACAAAGAUCACAAGCACCAUCACGCCCAUCAUUACGAACACGACACUAGUAAUAACACGCCGAGAACCACCACGCUGCCGCCUGUAACCGGACCUCCCUUGCCACCGCAUCCCUACCUCACUGGAGGGCAGAUCAAUACACAAGUGAGGAUCAAUCCCGGGGCACCGAUUCAGGUCGUACAAAACGGCCUGACCAUCCGUCAUCCGGCAUUACCGCCGGUCCCGGAAUCACCCCCACAGCCGCUCCCGCCCUUGAACCUCGACAUUUUCACGACACCCUUCCCCGCGCUGCCAACGCAACGCUUGCCCGCCGCUACUAGACUGUCGUCGAUCUUCGAUGGACUUUAUCAUAACCUCUUUAAAAGAGAGAAAAAUGAGUCCAAGAAACGAGACAUCAAGAACGAGACGGCGAUGUCGAGUCUGACUGAGUCCGAGAAAUCAAUCGCAAAGAGAGACACUCAGAAAACUUCGACAGAAGCUAAUACUUCCGACAGCAAGGUAUCUUUUGUGCCAAGAACGGAGGAUGCGAACAAUAAAACGUUAGGGAAACGCGACGCCGACAAGAAGAAGAGAGGUCUGUUGCAAUUAGGCGAUGGAUCAAUUCUCGACGAUGGAUACUCCAUACCUCAAGACUUGGACAACGAUUAUUUCACGGGAUUAACGGGUUAUGGACUCCAGUUGACCAAGGGGACAAACGAGGAGGAGGAGGAGGAGGAGGAAAACGUACGGGAACCCGCCGAAGCUGAGGUCAGACUAGUGAUGGACCUUUGCGACGGAUGUGCCGACGAGCCGUUCGGAAAGGCGUUGGUCAUAGGCUGGAGAUCAGUGCCCAAGAAACUUUAUUCCGGCGCGUUGUAUUUACCGGCUAUACCUGCGUGUAAAGCAUUCUAAUCAAUCGAGACAACGCGAUAAAUCGCGCGCGAAGACGACAUUACGGGACGUCGUAUGAAUUUUCGCUGAAUUUAUCAAGAUACC